AUGUCCGCACAAAAGACCAUAAAGAACCUCAUAACGUAUGCCGAGCUCGAAGAUCUCUUCAAAAACAAGUCACUGGAGAUCUUUCCCUCUGCCUUCCAGCAGCAGCAGACCCUCAUCACGGUAGUGCUUGUUCUUCUAUCAUUUGUGUCGCUCUCAUUGGCAUUUCUCAAUAGAUCGUCCCCAGUCAAGUACUUCAGCAGCGCGGCCGUGGCGUCCUUGUCCAUUGGCUUGGGCUCCAUUUACGUUGCCAACUUCUUUGGCGUAUAUAUCUGA
Molecule: messenger RNA, 273 nt
Organism: Candidozyma auris
Lineage: Eukaryota; Fungi; Ascomycota; Pichiomycetes; Serinales; Metschnikowiaceae
Exons: 2
Coding region: 1-273 (90 amino acids)
Biological process (GO): protein N-linked glycosylation
Source: RefSeq, a predicted model, not a curated record